Molecule: messenger RNA, 4696 nt
Organism: Oncorhynchus nerka (sockeye salmon)
Lineage: Eukaryota; Metazoa; Chordata; Actinopteri; Salmoniformes; Salmonidae
Gene: tsg101a
Product: tumor susceptibility 101a
Exons: 10
Coding region: 322-1497 (391 amino acids)
Biological process (GO): protein modification process; endosome to lysosome transport; protein transport
Cellular component (GO): ESCRT I complex
Molecular function (GO): ubiquitin binding
Source: RefSeq, a predicted model, not a curated record
CCGGAAGUACUUUUUUUAAUUGUUGCUGACGAGACGCUGUUGCUCACAGCAGUGAUCCUUGAAUCUCAUCGUUAUUUCUGAUUAUUGCAUUACUUUUGUGUCUUCAGAAAUAUAUUUUUUAAACAGGUAACGUUUAGCUAAACAGAACAAUUAUACACGCUACUCUUCGUGUCGAAAUUAGUAUUUUCUUUGACCGGAAUCAUACGCCGAGGGCCAGCUCACGCUAGCAAGUUGUCGUUUUCAAAUAAACAACGUUAACGUUACAGUAGUUAGCUAAACCUAGGUAGUUCAUCUGAAGUACAUUAUAUUACACCAUCAAUCAUGGCAGUUGUCAACGAAGGCGCAUUGAAGAAAAUGCUCAAGCAAUACAAAUACAGGGACUUGACUGUUCGUGAGAUAACCAACGUCAUCUCCCAGUACAAGGACCUGAAGCCUGUUAUGGAUUCAUAUGUUUUCAAUGAUGGCUCCACUAGAACUCUGGUGAGCUUAACAGGAACAGUGCCAGUCAGCUACAGAGGAAACAUAUAUAACAUCCCAGUGUGUCUAUGGCUGCUGGACACCUACCCAUACAACCCUCCCAUCUGUUUUGUGAAGCCCACCAGUGCCAUGAUGAUCAAGACUGGCAAACACAUUGAUGCCAACGGCAAGAUCUACCUGCCCUAUCUGCACGAGUGGAAACAUCCCCAGUCGGACCUGUAUGGUCUGAUCCAGGUGAUGAUCGUGGUGUUUGGGGAGGAGCCCCCCGUAUUCUCCCGCCCCACCACACAGGCCCCCUACCAGGCCUUCCAGGCUGCAGGACCCCCAACCGUAACAUCCUACAUGCCAGGUAUGCCAGCGCUCUCCCCGUACGGACCAAACCCCACCCCUGGUGGCUAUCCAGGGUACCAGUACCCUAGUGCAAACUCGUAUCCUGCCACAGCUGGCACUACACACUACACUUCCCAGAUUCCUGCCUCCACUGUGGGCCCCAGUAGGGAUGGUACCAUUGGCGAGGACACCAUCCGUGCGUCGCUGAUCUCGGCGGUGAGCGACAAGCUUCGUUGGAGGAUGAAGGAGGAGAUGGACCGGGCGCAAGCCGAGUUGGACGCGCUGAAGAGGACCGAGGAGGACCUGAAGAAAGGACACCAGAAACUGGAGGAAAUGGUCUCACGGCUAGACCAGGAAGUGGCAGAGGUGGACAGGAACAUUGACCUACUGAAGCGUAAGGACGAGGAGCUGAGCGAGGCACUGGAGAAGAUGGAGAACCAGUCGGAGAACAACGACAUUGAUGAUGUAAUCGUGCCCACGGCGCCACUCUACAAGCAGAUCCUCAACCUGUACGCUGAGGAGAAUGCCAUUGAGGACACCAUCUUCUACCUGGGAGAGGCGCUGCGCCGCGGGGUCAUAGACCUGGAGGUGUUCCUCAAGCAUGUGCGUCUGCUCUCCCGAAAGCAGUUCCAGCUGCGAGCCCUCAUGCAGAAAGCCCGCAAGACCGCCGGCCUUAGUGACCUCUACUGACCCCGCGGACACCCAUACACACUCCCUUUCUCCCAGUCUCUCCCUCUGUACAGCUCCUCCUCUUUAUAUCUGUCUUUUUGUCUCUUUCUCUCGGUCUGUCCUCUUCUCUCUAAAAGACGUGCCCUAAAAUUGUAUGAAAAGAGCUAACAAAUUUGUUUUGUUUCGAACAUCUCCUAAACAUGCAUCUAGUUGGAUAACUAAUGUGGAAAAUAUGCAGUUUGAUAUGGAGCAAAUGUCUGCCAACAUUAAUUCUUGCAUUUAUUUCUUAAUAUUGGCAGUCAUAUGCUUCCAUAGUCACAAUGUUGGAGUGGUAUCAAAUGAGAGGUGUGAGAGUAUGUGCUCUGACAUUGUGUGACAGUUGCUGGUGUGAGUUUGUGCUUACUUGUCUCGCUGUAAAGGAAAGCUUACACUCUGAUAUAAAUAUAAGUCUCAACUAGGGAUGUGCAUCUCUCCUUUCAUGAAAGAUUCUAGAUACAUGGGCACUGAUACGCUACAGGAAUGAUGCCUUUUUGUUUUAAAAGAUUCAGUUUGAUUAGGUGAGCGAAUUAAUGCGAUUUGGUUAGAUACGAUAUGCUUCAAUGCACUAAAAUUAUUUGCAUGAACACAUUUAAUUUUCUAUUUUAAAUAUGUAUCUGCUGCUGUUGGGAUGACUUCUCUUAGCUGAGUGGCUGUGUGUGUGUGUUAGUCGGUGUGUGUGUGUAGGCACCAGAGCUGAGCAAUAGGGAAGACUGAGCAUCUACUACCCCACUAUCAGAUUAGGGAUGGAAGGCAAUUUCUGCUUUUUGUCCCCCCCACUUUAUCAGAAAUCACCAUCACCCACUGAUUAACUUGUCAUUUUUUAAGAAAAUGUUUGUGCUAGUACUAUGUCAAUAUGUGUCUUUAGAAAUUAACAUGGCAUUUAGCCAAUUAAGAUAAUGCAUUUUUGGAUUUUACCCUGUCUCAAAAGCAAAUUGUUUGGACCAUUGAUUGCAAAAAUGAUUGCUGUCCAUUAUGAAGUUACCUUCUUCGUUUAAAAAUGACCAAAUACACCGACUGUUGAAAGCAAAAUUACCAAAACCUGAACAAUUGAAAUACAAUCUGAAUGAAAACCCCAAUCAACAGUUGGAUGUGAGUUGUCCACAACUCACAUGUGAGAGGCUACACAACUCCGGUAAAGCACAAUGUUCUUGUAACAAUGACCCAGCAAAUUACAUUGGUUGUCACUCAACUAAUAAAGCCUAUGAUUUGACAUGGUAAAAGCCAUUGUGCAAGCAUCUGAGUGCUGAAGGUGCGCGCAGAUGUAUCCUAUUAGAACAGGGAUAGGCCUGCCUUUUGUUGGCGUGAUCAGUUGUCUCUCGCACUAUGCCACAGUUAUUUGACAGCACGUACGCAGUUACAUGCAUAAAAGUUUGAUAGGCUACUGAACUGAAGGAGAGGCAGCAUCAAUUGUCACAAUUAGAUAAGAGGUAUUUUUGGUAUAAAACAAUAUGGAGUAAAAAAAAAUAUUAGUGAACUUGUGAUUUGAAUCGGUUUUCUGACCAAUGUAUGAAGCAUGCUUAAUUUGGAUUGCUUUGGGAUCCCGCAGACCGAUGCACAAGUAUCUUAAACAUUUGAACCAAGGACCGAUGCGCGUCAGUGAAUCGUUACAUCCCUAGACUCAAACUUUUAGGAAAUGACAAGGGUUCAUCUAGUCGGAGCAUACUUUCUCAAAGCAGGGUUCAUGUUGGCACAAAACUGUUGGGAAACCUUUAGAGGUACAAUUUGAAUUAUAUUUUUUUGUAUUAAAAAAAAUUAUAAUAAUGGCAGCCAUUUGUUCCAUAUCCAACUGCAUCAAUGCUGAAUGAGGUGAGCAGGUGACCCUGGCUUGUGCUCACAGUCCCCCUACUCUUUAUCUUGGCUAUUCUGUCUAUUGCUCCCAUUGGCAUCUGGAACAAUUGAGAAACGGCUUUCCACGUCAGCUGUUCAGGAUGAUCCUUCAGUCUUGAGCUGUGUCGUGCUUAUUAUGACACUCAAUAGACAAUGUUUUCAAAGUUUCGCAACGGAGAAGGAAAAUUAUAGUCCGUUCUUCUGUUUGGUGCCUAAUGAGCAGAACCAUGAUGGUCAGUCGAUCAUGUCCAUUGAUUCUCAAGACUCCCCUAAGCCCCUGUACAGUGUCUGUAUGUUCAUGUUUGAAUGUGUCACUUAACGUGUUUCUAUUCAAAGGCGUCAAAAGGAAAAUGUUAAUGUUUUUCUCUUGCUUCGCUUAGUUGUUUAUUUUCUGUUUUCUUUCAUGUUUUCAGCUGUUCUAAGAGAUCAAUGUCUUUACCCUUUCGGUUUAUAUAAAGGUUGUUAAUUAGAAACAAGUGAAGUUUUUUUUUUUUUUUUUACUAAUCAGAAAUGUAUGUAGACAGGUCUCUUUUUAAAAUGAGCUUUUACUAAAUGCACUUUGAAUUGUACGAUAUGCUGUAGUUUUUUUUCAGAUUACUUUCAUUUUCAACAAUAGACCAUCUGUUCUUUUAUCUGUAGAAUUUUAUGUAAAUCAGCACAAUAAAACUAGACUGGUUUGCCAAAAAUUACUCCUGUGGGGGUUCACUUUGGUGAUGGUGUAGAUCUAAAACACGUGUGCCCUUUUCAUACUGUUGUGCGGAGCAAACCCCCCCCCCCCCUCAUUCGCCUCAAGGCUGACCAUUGACAAGUCAAACAUUGGUCUAACUUUUCUGACUUGAUAACCUAGAGCAGCCGAUGCUUGUUGUAUGCAAAGAGACUGUCAUGUUUUAGUUCUACAGUUUAGUGUGUCAUAAAAUGGACCCUCCGACCUCCGUUGAGAGGAAAGACCAGGGACCUCCAUUUCACCUCAUUGAAUGAGAUCCCUAAUCUGCGAAUGUCUAAAACCCUGCCUCAAACAACUGAAUCGGAUGCAAUUCUAACAUGUAAACACAACUAUCAUACAGGCAUAGCAUGCGCACACACGGAGAGAGAAAACAGAUUGGUUGUUUCAUCAUCCUGGUAGUUUUAUUUGGUUGGAGUAAAUCGUAUCGUAAGUAUAUCCAGAUGGCACAGGGGGCUCUUUACAAGUUUUUUUUUUUUUUUGUAAUUUCGUCUUUCGUUAAUUUUAGUAAUCAGUCGACCAUGAAUGUCCAUUAUAGCCUCACGUGGAAGUCUUGUCACAUUUUCGUAGACUAAAAUGAAAAGUAAUUUGCAUUUGUCAUAGUUUCAGGACAUCUCGUUAUCAUUGGUUUUA